Venturia canescens is the source of this 6148-nucleotide messenger RNA. It is a transcript of the gene Rfx, whose product is annotated as regulatory transcription factor Rfx. The coding region runs from base 557 to 3061 and encodes 834 amino acids. The transcript has 16 exons. Lineage: Eukaryota; Metazoa; Arthropoda; Insecta; Hymenoptera; Ichneumonidae. Gene Ontology annotation, molecular function: RNA polymerase II cis-regulatory region sequence-specific DNA binding; DNA-binding transcription factor activity, RNA polymerase II-specific. Gene Ontology annotation, biological process: regulation of transcription by RNA polymerase II. The record is from RefSeq and is a predicted model, not a curated record.
UAGUCCCCUUCUGCUGAUGGAAAAUGACAGACGACAUAUAAAAUAUUGUUUUCUGUCAUUCUCACGUCGUAAAUCGAAGAUUAAUAAAGAAAAAAGACAUUGUAGUUAUCGCGAUUAAGGUGAAGUUGUUCGAAAAAAACCAAAAUGGUAUUCUUGUCAAAGUGUAGUGGCGAUAAAUGGGAAGGUACGAGAAAGUAGUGACGCGGUCAGUGAUGCCGUAGCCAAGGAGACCGUCGAGCAGUAGACAAAACUACGGUGACACUUAAAACCGGUCUUCGGCGACGAUAUUAAAUAACAUUACUCAUAUGAGAGUAUUUUUUAUGAGAUCUUGGUGAUUUCAUGUGUGUUGAAGAUUUUUUUUUUAUUACCGUCGAAAGGACUUUUUUUGGCUCGCGGUUUCCCAGGUGACGCAGGGCCGGCUCCAAGAAAAAAUCAACGGAGACCGGGGCGACCAUCGUGGCGGGCUGGUGGGGGAGGGGGGCCCAAAUCGACGGCUCGACGGUCGUCGAUCCAUUAGCGACCAAAUUUUUAAUACAACUCGUUAAACUCGCUAUUAAUGAAGACAGAAUCGUCCAUCCAGAAACAGGGAGGUGGCGGUGAUACAACCGUUUCGGACAGGAGCGAGGGAGCUAUUGCCAUGACUACGACUGGAGCCCAGUAUACCCUUGCAGCUUCCGCCGGGGCUGCAAAUAGCGGGGGUAAUGCCGUACAAGUGGGGGUCGAAGCAAAGCCGAGCGUAGUUGUUGUGACCACUUCCAGUAACAACGGCGUACCCAACACUCAACAGAAUCAGUCUACCAGGGGUCAACAACUUAUAACUGUAGUUGCAGGUCCGGAUCCUUCUAGUCCAAAUAAUCUUCAACCUAUUCAGUUGCUCGUUCAGGAUUCACUGGAGCAAGCUGCUGAUUCUUCCAAUGGGUCAUCGGGUACAACACAGCACGUUACAGCACAAGUCGUAGUAAAUACGACGCAUCAAUCGGGGCAGCACACUCUCGUUGACUCGGACGCCGCUUCAACGUCGACCGGAACAAUCGUCAGUGGAUCACCUCAUUAUAUUACAGUCACAGUGUCCGGUGACGGCGAGGCGGUGGGGUCCGAGUCAGUUUCACACUCUACCUAUGUCCAGUAUGUCGAGGGGGAUGGUUCGACGUACAAUCUCACCAACGGACAGAUGACAUACCCGGUUUAUGCUGUCGCUGGGGAGGCGGGAGCGAUGUAUACUCCCGCCUCCAGUCAGUAUUAUACACCAGCUUCGACACCGGUAACUUACGCACAGGUACAAGGUUCUAACACGACGACGGGGCAGCUCCUGACACAGGGUAACGGCACGUAUUUGAUACAGCAGAGCGUGGUAGACAGCGAUCCAACGACUCACGCUCUUAUAUCCGCUGCGGCGGCACGAGCGAGUCCUCAGACCGAAAGUGCCGAGGCUGUGGUUAGCGGGGGUGGAGGUGCGUACUUGAUCAGCGGUAAUGCGGCAGGUGCUUCUAUCAGCGUGGAGGAAGCUGCAUCGGCGGCAAACAUGACGCAUGCCACUAGGGUCUCCCAGGCCACCGUAAGCCAUGUCGACUCCCCAUUUGUUCAAUGGCUACUAGAGAACUAUGAGACGGCUGAUGGCGUCUCACUGCCUCGAUCAACUCUCUACAAUCACUACUUGAGACACUGCUCUGACAACAAAUUGGAUCCUGUGAACGCUGCCAGUUUUGGCAAACUGAUUCGCUCGGUGUUUCUUGGUUUAAGGACGAGACGAUUAGGCACUCGUGGAAAUUCGAAAUAUCAUUACUACGGUAUAAGAGUAAAGCCAAGCUCGCCGUUGAUGAUGCUCAACGAGGACGGUACGUCGCGACAGCAGCAAACAACGAAUUCGCAAACUAAACGCUUCAAGUUUGUCAAUCAGAAGCAAGAAUCGACAUACGAGAACAAUGCACAAACGAAUACGAAUGUAACAACAAAUGCGACGUCUCCGCAGUAUCAUCAAUACCUUGGCGAGGCUAGCGGGGCUAUACCCGAAUUUCCAGAAAUAAUUGUCGGUCAUGGAUCUUCUUUGCCCGAGGAUUGCACGCUCGAAGAUAUUGACACUUUUCGGAGUAUUUACAGGGAACAUUGCGAAGCGUUUCUGGAUGCGGUGUUGAACUUCGAGUUCGGCACGGUCGAGAGUCUCUGGCGGGAAUUUUGGCGUAGUCAAGACAAUAACAAUGGUGACGAGUGCGAGGAAGAAAAAUAUUUGUCCAAAACAAAACUUUAUCAGAUGUGCAAAUGCGGGGAGGUGCAAGAUUUUAUUAGAACAGUAGAUUAUACAUUCUACCAAAAUCUCGUUGAAGUUUUGAUGCCCGAUGUACUUCGGCCGAUACCGAGUUCCUUAACACAGUCGAUCAGAAAUUUUGCUAAAGGUCUCGAGUCAUGGCUGACCGCUGCGAUGAACGAUUGCCCUGAAGAAAUGAUGCAAAUAAAGCUUACCGCCGUUUCAGCGUUUGCCCAAACGUUGCGACGUUACACGUCCCUCAAUCAUUUGGCCCAGGCUGCACGCGCAGUACUACAGAAUUCUAGUCAAAUUAAUCAAAUGCUUGCCGAUCUCAACCGUGUAGAUUUCCACAACGUUCAAGAGCAGGCUUCCUGGGUUUGUCAAUGUGAUUACGCUAUGGUACAACGUCUGGAGGCGGACUUCAAACUCACUCUUCAACAACAAAAUUCUCUGGAACAAUGGGCUGUUUGGCUCAAAGGUGUCGUUACGCAAGUGCUUAAGCCUUAUGAGGGAAAACCUACGUUCGUUAAGGCAGCUCGACAAUUUUUGCUCAAAUGGUCAUUUUACAGUUCGAUGGUAAUUCGCGAUCUUACUCUUCGAAGUGCCGCGAGUUUUGGAUCCUUCCAUCUGAUCCGAUUGCUCUACGACGAGUACAUGUUUUACUUGAUAGAACAUCAAGUGGCGAUAGCUACCGGUACAACGCCGAUAGCCGUAAUGGGAGAUAAAAAUCAGACCUGUCCCAUGAUCAACGCCUACGGGGCAACGUCAAACGGAGACGUAUCGAAUCCUAAUCAAACAAAGCGCAUGAAGUUGAGCUAACUGAGCGCCAGCACUCUUUAGAUUCUUCGUUCACUAAUCCUCACAAAGGGGAAAAACGUAUAUAUAGUUAAAUCAGAAGAAAAACUGAACCUGAUUCGACAGAAUUUGUGAAUCAAGGCCUAAGUGCCGAACACGAGCUACUUCUACGAAAUUAUUAUUUUAUAUAAUGUGAAAAACAGAGAAAGAGAAAGAGAGAGAAAGAGAAAGAAAACAGGAAUUUGUAUGGAUGUGAGAGACCCUUUAAGACGGAGAAUUUUUACAUAAACACAUUGCAUCGUGAAUUCAAUUUAACGAUUUAAGUCAGUGUGAUAAGAUGUAUCGUAGAAUUGUGUAUAUAUAAAUAUAUAUGAUAAAUAUACCGAAGUCUUGUCGUGAAACGACGACAAUAGGAAAGACUAGUGUGAAUGAAGCGAGAGUUAACGCCGGGCACGAUUUAUGAACUGAUCGAUCCAGUCUAGUCGGAUAUCCACCUUUGGAAUUUAAAAUCUAUGGGACCAUGAAAUGAAAAAAGAACGAAUGAAAAAAAAACAAACAAACAAAAAAAUCAUGCCCUCUCUUUGGAGUAUACCGAAAAACGGCGAGGCUGGGAAGCUCUGUUCCAUCCGAACGAAUCCUUCUGGGUCACGCACAUCAGUCCUCGCCUCUUAAUUAUACAUGCAAAUUAAAUCCGCCCGAAACAUUGUCAAAAGUAUCGAAAAAAAGAAAACUACGUAACAAAUUACGAUAAUUCUAUUGAUAAAAAAGAAGCACGCUCUAGAUCACCUUGGCAGACGUAGUCUUGCCGAGUUAUUAUUUGUUUUACUUUUAUUUUGUAGUUAGAAAAACAAGGAUACAUUAUUUUUAAAGAUGGAUCGCUUAAUUUAUACGAAAAAUUAAAUGAGAAGGGAAAUGCAAAAUAUAGAAAAUAAGAAACGAAGAUUUCGAUUCCGUUGCAUAUUCUUUGUAAGCGGUAUCCAAAAAAAAAAAAAAAACAUUCGAAAAAUGUCGCCAAGUUGUCAAACCGUUGAAUGUAUGGCUUCGCAAAGUGAAGCUAAUUGUUUGACGAGCAUUAGUCAUAGAGAGCACGAUUGUUAUAGUUUUUAAGGAACGCGCGAGUCAUUUGAGUAUCGCAUUGGAAGAAAAACAGAUCAGAGAUUUGCAAAUGCAUUUUUUUGUCGUCUUGAUCAACCCUUGAUUGAAAUAUUUUGAAAUUAUUAUUGAUUGUACAUUAUUACACACUCAAAUUUCCGACCCGCGCGCACACACACACCCACACACAGAGGUCACGAGUGCCCACGUGUUCAUCCGUUGUAUCUUGCAACAAGAGAAGUUUAUGUACUUUUUUCUAUUAUUCCUGUAAAUUAAUUUCGUACGUCUUGAUCCCAAAAAAAAGUGUACAAAAAACAAUUCUUCAAACGCCUCAUAAAAUCAUUCCAUUUGUGUAUUACACUUUCGGAAAUUGCUCUGUACCGAUCAAUUUUUGUUUCAUAAACAUCGAAAAUAAUAGAAAAUUUGAAUAAUCGCUGUUGCCGAAGAUAAAAGACUCAAUGAAUUUCGAUCCAAUUAUUUUCAUCGUCUCAUUAACCUCGAAACAGAACGGACCGAAAAAUCGUAAUUUUUCUCUCACCCAAACUCGUUUAUGCCUCAUCAGGCUGAACGAGUUCACUAUGUUUUACCUUAUUUUCGUUAUAUAAGCUGUCAUAUAACUCGAUCGGUAUGAAAUAAUGGUAAAAACCGUUUUAUAUAGACAGCACGUACUAGUCAAACUCCUUGUAGAUUAAACAAAGGAUAAAAACGAAAAGGAAGAAAAAAAUUAAGAAAAAAAAAACAAAUUGUACGCAUCCAUCGAUCGCGUCCAAAUAACAUGGAAGAAAACGUUUCUAUAUAACUGUAAUGAGCUUAUAUAUGUGUAAUGGAGAGAGAGAGUGAGAGAGAGAGAAAACAGAAACAGUUGGAGGAGCGAGAAAACGGAAGAAACAAACUAUCGAUACCUAAGUGUACCUACCUAAUAUGAUAAUGGCAUAUUUUACUAUAGAAAUUAAAAAGAUUAAAAGAAAAUAAUGAUAAUGAAAAAUUAAUAAUGAUAAUAAUAAUAAUGGAAUAGUUAACUAGGCGAGGAGAGGAUAGGAUUGCAAUGCUGCUCUGCUACUGCUGGAUACAGAUGGAAAUAAGUGGAUUAAAAUAGAGAAGGAAUGAGAAAAAAAAAUAGAGAAGUAAAGAAAACGAAUGACGAUAUUAUUUACACGAGUGCGUCAAAGUCGCAAUGACCUAGACGGUUUCGAGACACGAACAAUAUUUAUCAUACGUAUGACUUGCCUCUGCUGAAACUCGGUGAAAGUAGCAUAACGAAACUUGACGUCAAAAUGAAGAAAAUAAUGAAACAAAUUUAUCGAAGAUUCUUUUAUCUUUUGAUUUUUUUUAUAAUAAAGAUUACAUAGCCGCAUUACCGCGCGAAUUAAUUGCUCAGUAUUUUUAACUUAAGGCUAUAAUUCAUAUUCAUUAUAUCUAAUAUAAAACAUUCCACAAACUCGUUUCAUCCAAUGGUACCUUCGUCACUCGCAUCAUGAGCGCGUAAUAUACGACGUCUUCUUAUGUCUAACCUCUAGUUUAAGUAGACCAUUUUAUUUUACAUUUAUUUUAUAUAUUUUCUAAAUUAUUAAUAUUAUUAUAAAAAUCAGAAUCGAUUGUUUCAUGAAAAGUCGAAGUAUAUUUGUCAUUACGCGCCAUUGUCCUAGACGUGAAAGGAGCCUGAGCAUAACGUUAGGCAAAUAGCGAAAUGCGACUACGGAUAUAAAAUUUUUGGGGAUAUCAUUUUUACGUACAAUGUGCAUGAAAGAUAUUUUAAUACACGUCGCCUGAUGUGCGAUUAAACGACGGUGCGGAUAAAAUAAAUUAUCAAAUAUCGCAGCUUCGAUAGAAUUAUUUUUACGGAAAACAUACAGAAAAACGAUGCAGCUCGAGUCCUAAUAUGUAUAUUAUUGCAACACUUAUUAUAUACACACACUAUAAACGAGAAAAAUUGUAUGAGCCAUGGAGGACUAAAUGUGCGUGUGAGUAUUGCAGAAAAUUGGAUUAUACAUGAUAAAUAUAUGUUUAAACAUGAGAAAA